CUGGGGGGGUUGUGGGUGUCAACAGUGACGAGACUCCACCACUACCACCACCACCACCACGACCACGACUACCACCACUCCACCACAACGCCGUCAUGACUUACCAGCUCUACCGCAACACCACGCUGGGGAACACCCUGCAGGAGAGCCUCGAUGAACUCAUACAGUUCCAGCAAAUAUCUCCAAACUUGGCUCUUCGUGUACUUCUGCAGUUUGACCGUGCAAUUAAUAUGGCAUUGGCAAAUAAGGUCCGCGCUCGUAUAAAUUUUAAGGCUAACAAGUUGAACACCUACCGAUUUUGUGACAAUGUUUGGACUUUUUUGAUGACUGAUGUGGAAUUCAAAGAAGUUCAGGACUUUGCACAGGUUGACAAGUUGAAAAUUGUUGCUUGUGACGGCAGAGGUGAGAAAGGUCCUGGCCCUGGAGGUGCUACUGGGGGUGGUGUGACAAGCGACUAGGCACUUGCAUCUUGGUACUGUUAAAAAAAAUAAAAAAAAAAAAAAUAAAAAAUCUGAAAUGUUAGGUAAAGGAUAUAUGUUCGUACAUGGAGUUGUAAUGGUCAGUACAUGUAGUGUUAAACACUGAAUUUGGUAACUUUACAUGAAUUCCUAAAUGGAAAAUGUGUGCUUCUUUUAAGACAAUAAAGACAAUUCACAUGUAUUAUAAUUAGCAUUGAUUUUUGUGUUUUGGUUUAAAUCAUUAUGCUUGUGUAUAAAUAGGUUUAGGCUUUAGUUCCUUAUCUCAAUUUAGUAUUUUAAAUGCGACAAUUGUUUAGUUUAUAAUUUAUGUAUUCUAAUAAUUAGUUCCUGUAUUUUAUUAGCCUGAGGUUAUAUGUAAAUGAUAAUCUAGUAGAGCCCUGUUGCAAAGUCAUUGUAUAACUGAGCAGUUGCAAAGCCCAUUGUAUAUAAUAAACAUUUGAAUUUGU
Molecule: messenger RNA, 925 nt
Organism: Procambarus clarkii (red swamp crayfish)
Lineage: Eukaryota; Metazoa; Arthropoda; Malacostraca; Decapoda; Cambaridae
Gene: TfIIA-S
Product: general transcription factor IIA subunit 2
Biological process (GO): transcription initiation at RNA polymerase II promoter; RNA polymerase II preinitiation complex assembly
Cellular component (GO): transcription factor TFIIA complex
Molecular function (GO): RNA polymerase II general transcription initiation factor activity; TBP-class protein binding
Source: RefSeq, a predicted model, not a curated record